This is a messenger RNA of Xenopus laevis (African clawed frog), 2266 nucleotides long. RefSeq names its product adhesion G protein-coupled receptor E3. Lineage: Eukaryota; Metazoa; Chordata; Amphibia; Anura; Pipidae. The transcript has 14 exons. Bases 344 to 1951 code for a protein of 535 amino acids. The record is from RefSeq and is a predicted model, not a curated record.
GGCUGGCAGGAAGAGGAAGUUGCAGAUGCUGGCAGAAGAGAAAAGCCUGGCAGAAAGAACCACAUGGUGGACAGAGAGAAAGACCAGAGAGCUGCCGUUUGGCCCAGAGAGCUGAGAGGCUCUACCAAAAGCAUUCAUUUGGAUUGGGCUGGCACAGGGAAGCCAGAUACUGUGCCUGGAAGACAGAGAGUGUGAAAGGAAUCCAGACUGGGGAUGCAGCCAGCAGAAGAUUCCUAUCUGACAAUCCAAAGAGGCUGGUAAUUGCAGUGUAUGUCUGAAUGUGCUGGACUCGCCUGAAGAGAAAUAUGUAAAGCAUCCAAAUAGGAUUUGGAUUUCAUGUCACAUGUCUUUGCAAGAGCAAAACAAAACUCAGAGUUUUUGUAAACAAAAGGAUCCCAGCUGUAUUCUUCAGAGGUUCAUUCAGCUUCUGGCAUUUUUUUGCCUGCCCAGAUUAGAUAUAGAGAACAUCACAAUUUCUGCCUCUAGGAUUCUCAGCGACACUUUUUGGUCUAAUCUCAGCUCUUCUGAAGUCAGUACUGUGGUAAAUGUGUUCCUAGAGAUUGUGGAAUUAUCAAUACUUACUUCAUUUACUAAAAAUCCCAGCAAUCAGCAUUUUAGCACCUCUGAAAUGGAUGUUGCUACCAAGGUAUCUCCAGAAAUCUGUUCUUUCCUAACCAUAAACAUGGGACUUAACAGCAUGAAAGUCUCAUGUGACCUCCUUCCUACACCUAAAGAUGGAGCCAUCUUCAUUUCAUAUAAGAACCUUCACUCCAGAUUAAGUGGGAGUUUUCUCAAGUUAUCGGAGGGCCCAGAGGAUAAUAACACUGCUGUAGUUAAUUCACAGGUGGUCAGUGGAAGCAUCACAAGCCAAUUCAGGGAAAGACUUAAAUCUCCAGUGACCUUCUACCUGAAAAAUCUGCAGGUUCCAGACUCCUCCCAGGUAUCCUUGUGUGUAUUUUGGGAUCAUAAGCUGAGUGGAUGGUCACAGAGAGGCUGUAACAUCACAUUUGCCAAUAUCUCCCACACUGUCUGCUCCUGUGAUCAUCUCUCCACCUUUGCUGUCAUCAUGGCUCCCUGUGAUGUAAAGGAAAAUCAUGGACUUCUUGUUGUCUCCCGCAUUGGUCUCAGUGUAUCUCUUCUCUGCUUGUUUCUGUCUCUUCUCACGUUUGUCCUGUGCCGUUCCCUGAGGAGCGCUCACACCUCCAUGUUGAUAGCACUGUGCGGAUGCCUCUUUCUGGGACAACUGAUCAUAUUGUUUGGCCUACAUCAAACCCAGUUUAUAAUACUCUGCUCUAUCAUUGCUGGUUGUCUCCACUACAUUCUCCUUUGUGCUUUCUGCUGGAUGACUCUGGAGAGUGUUCUCCUCUUCCUCACUGUGAGAAACCUGAAUGCAAUGAACUACUUGACAUCCCAACGUUCUCACUUCCCAACUGCCUGUUUCAUUGGGUUUGGGGUUCCUGCAGUUAUAGUUGCCAUCUCAGCUGGAGUUCGUUCUGAAGGAUAUGGCACAAGGAAAGAUUGUUGGCUCAAUCUAAGUCUCAUCUGGAGUUUCCUUGGUCCAGUUUGUGUAUUCAUCACUAUAAAUACCACACUCCUGAUUUUGACAUUCUGGCUUCUCCGAGUGCAACUAGCAUCUUCACACUCAAAAGUCUCAAGUCUUAAGAACACCCGGUUACUGGCCUUCAAGGCCCUGGCUCAGCUCUUCAUACUUGGAUCUACUUGGGUCCUUGGCUUCUUCCAGUGUGGAACUGGGGCCAUUGUGGCAUCGUAUCUGUUCACCAUCUGCAACAGCCUUCAGGGCGCAUUCAUCUUCCUUGUGCACUGCCUGCUCAAUCGCCAGGUAAGGGAGGAAUAUCGUAAAUUUUUCCGUCGGCUGCAUAUUAAGAAGCCAGAGUCAGAGACUGUAUCAGGCAGCACUAUUCCUAUGACCUUGAAAUCGGCAACUUCUUAGAAGCAAUUAAACCAGAUAUUGAUCAUCCCUAUGAAGAACGAAAGACUUCAGAUUAACCUACUAAUUGAAGCAAGGAUUUGAGGACUGAGCAUAAGCUUUACAUGGCAAACACCCAGUACUUGAAUGUUUAAUUUUAUUUUGGAUUAUUGUACAUACUCACUGCUGUAAUGUUCUUUCUGUGUCAAGCAAAAUGACACCUGAAUUUUUUUUAAAGGAGAACUAAACCCUUAAAAUGAAUAUGGCUAAAAAUGACAUAUUUUAUAUAGUGAACUUAUUGCACAUGGCUAAAGUUUCAGAUUGUCAAUAGCAGCAAUG